AAAAAAAAAAAAAAAAAAAGCCAAACGUCACUCGUGUUCUAGAAUAUCUGCUUUUUCAUACCUCAAAAAAUUGCAAGAAUUUAGAAACGAAACAAGAUUAAAAGUAAAAAAACCCAAAGUUUUUGUCAUUCCUCAAAAAAGAUGUCCAAACAAACAUACAAAAUAUGUUUUUGUUGCAGAAGAAGAUUUAAACUAACAGUGUCAGAAGCUCCACAACAAGUUAAGGCCUUGUUUGGCAAAUACUCUGAAAAUGGAGUUAUGUCUGCAACUCAUCUUCAUCACUUCUUAAUUGAAGAACAAAAACAAAAAGAAGCUACGAUUCAUGAUGCUCAAGCAAUUAUUGAUCAUAUUAGACAUGUAAUAAUUGUUUUUCAUAAGUCUGGUCUUAAUCUUGAAGGCUUUUUUAAUUAUCUGUUUGGGGAUCUUAAUCCUCCCCUUUCUCCCAAACAUGAGGUUCACCAAGAUAUGACUGCUCCACUAUCGCAUUAUUUUAUAUAUACCGGUCACAAUUCCUAUCUUACCGGGAAUCAACUAACCAGCGACUGUAGUGAUGUUCCUAUCAUUCAAGCGCUCGAAAAGUCCGUGAGAGUGAUUGAGUUGGACGUAUGGCCCAAUUCUUCUAAAGACAAUAUUGAUGUUCUUCAUGGAGGGACAAUGACUGCACCGGUUGAGCUCAUUAAAUGCUUGAAAUCCAUCAAGCAACAUGCGUUCUCCGCAUCCGAGUAUCCUGUUGUGAUAACUCUUGAAGACCACCUUACUGCUGAUCUUCAAGCUAAAACCGCCAAGAUGAUCACUCAUACGUUUGGGGAAACACUAUUUUUACCGGACUCGGAAUGCUUUAAGGAACUUCCAUCCCCUGAAUCACUAAAGAAACGUGUCAUGAUAUCGACCAAACCUCCGAAAGAGUACUCUGAAGCUAAAGAUGCAAAAGAAGAUUCGCAGAAGCUUAGCAAGGAUAAUUCCGGAGAAGAGGAAGCUUGGGGAAAGGAAGUUCCUUGUAUUCGAUCUAAUGACAAUCAGAAGAAUGACUUGGAUGGUGGAGAUGAUGAGGAUGAGGAUGAUGAUGAUGAUGAAAUUGAUGCAUCAAAAAAGUUUGAAGCACCGGAAUACACACGUCUUAUUUCUAUUCACGCUGGAAAGCCUAAGGGCGGUCUAAGCGCUGCACUAAAGGUGGAUCCUGAUAAGGUCCGACGUCUAAGCUUGAGUGAACAACAACUCGAAAAGGCAGCAUCUCGUUAUGGAAAGGAGAUUGUCAGGUUUACACAAAAGAAUAUGCUUAGGAUCUACCCUAAGGGCACACGGAUUACCUCUUCGAAUUACAAUCCUCUCAUUGGGUGGAUGCAUGGAGCUCAGAUGGUUGCAUUUAACAUGCAGGGAUAUGGGAGAUCACUUUGGCUGAUGCAAGGGAUGUUCCGAGCUAAUGGUGGAUGUGGGUAUGUUAGAAAACCGGAUUUUCUUUUGAAGAGUGGUCCUCAUGGCGAGGUUUUUGAUCCUAAAGUGAAACUUCCGGUAAAAAAAACUCUUAAGGUGACUGUAUAUAUGGGAGAAGGAUGGUAUUAUGAUUUUAAGAGCACACAUUUUGAUCAGUAUUCCCCUCCAGAUUUUUAUGUUAGGGUGGGGAUUGCGGGAGUUGCAGCCGAUAGUGUAAUGAAGAAAACGAAAACACUAGAAGAUAACUGGAUACCGGCUUGGAAUGAAGAAUUUGAAUUCCCAUUGAGCGUCCCUGAACUUGCACUUCUACGAAUUGAAGUUCACGAGUAUGACAUGUCCGAGAAAGAUGAUUUUGGUGGUCAAACAUGUUUACCUAUUUGGGAGCUCAGAGAAGGUAUCCGAUCUGUUCCACUUUAUAGCCGCGAGGGAAUCAAAUACUCAUCGGUUAAGCUUUUGAUGCGUUUCCAAUUCGAUUGAAAUUUAUUUUUUGUAUCGGUAGACCUCUCCCAAUUCAUUGUGUCAUAAUAUUUUUUUAUUGUAUCUGAAAUGCAAGAUGGCUAUAAGUUCAAUCGAAUAAUGAGGUUUUUAGGUAUGCAGCUUAGAUGCAGCAUGAACUGCGAUAACAGUUGAGAGGGAUGGUUGUGACUCUUGUGAGUCGGGUCUUUUCCAAUGUAUAUUGCGAAUGUUGUGCUUACUAUUGAGCAUAAGCUUUCUUCUUAACCGUUA
Molecule: messenger RNA, 2157 nt
Organism: Amaranthus tricolor (Joseph's coat)
Lineage: Eukaryota; Viridiplantae; Streptophyta; Magnoliopsida; Caryophyllales; Amaranthaceae
Product: phosphoinositide phospholipase C 2-like
Exons: 9
Coding region: 142-1908 (588 amino acids)
Biological process (GO): lipid metabolic process; phosphatidylinositol-mediated signaling
Molecular function (GO): phosphatidylinositol-4,5-bisphosphate phospholipase C activity
Source: RefSeq, a predicted model, not a curated record